Pyrus x bretschneideri (Chinese white pear) is the source of this 926-nucleotide messenger RNA. RefSeq names its product TPD1 protein homolog 1-like. Lineage: Eukaryota; Viridiplantae; Streptophyta; Magnoliopsida; Rosales; Rosaceae. The record is from RefSeq and is a predicted model, not a curated record. Gene Ontology annotation, biological process: cell fate determination.
AAGAAAUGGAUUGAUAUGUGUAAGAAACAAUUAUCAUUAACUAAUACACAAUAAAUGAAAAGGUAAGUAAAUCUCAAGUUGAAAACCUAGAUUUUUCGUAUAUGAACAACUAAGUAUGAGAUCACUAAGAGAAGUUGUUUAAGUCAUACCUAACAACUAAAUAUAAUUCACAAAAAAAUAAUCAUUCAUGGCUUAUUCUAAAUUAGGUUAUGGUGGGAAUUUCGGCUUUAUAAGAACUCCUUGUACAAUCAUCACAUUGGAGAGGAAAUGACAGAUAAAGUUUGCAUAAAAUUACUUGAUGUAGAUGAGGGUGGUGAUAGAGGACCAGGAGGAGACAUGAAUCGUAUCGGCAGCAUAGUAAUAUUCCAAGGCCAAACAGCCCCACUUCCCAAUGGAAUUCCAACCUACACGGUUCAGAUUCUCAACGCCUGCGUUUCAGGUUGCAGCAUAUCCGACAUUCACGUCAGAUGUGGAUGGUUUAGCUCCGCCCGCCUGGUGAAUCCCAGAGUUUUCAGGCGCAAUGACUACGAUGACUGCCUAGUCAAUGAUGGUGAGGCUCUUGGCCCCGGAGAAACCCUAUCUUUCCAGUAUGCCAACAGUUUCCGUUACCCUUUAUCCGUUUCAUCUGUAGUUUGCUGCUGAUCAACUCACAAAGCUAGCCUAGCUACAUAAAAUCUUUUGUUCAAACUCAAUCAAAACAUAUGACUCGGUUCUUAAUUAUAGACUCGCUUUCUGGCCUAUAUGUGUGCAAGGAUGAACUAUUGUUUGAAGUUUGGAAAGCGGAAGUUGUAGUCGGGCUAUUAAAUGAAUGUUUUUUCAGUACAUGGUGUCGAAGUUAUCGAUGAUAUGUUGAUACUAUCUGGCCAACAAUCGACAUAUUAUUGAUGCAUCUUGAACAAUGUCAUGGACAAUAAUAUAUUGUGUUG